AUGGUCAAGGCAGACCUUACGCGGGAUUACUACGGUGAUCUAGAGCUUGCGCCUUCGGCCGAUGUUGUGGAAAUCAAGAAGCAGUUUAAGAAGCUUGCGCUCAAGUACCAUCCAGACCGCAACCCAGGGCAAGAGAAUGAAGUCACAGCCAAAUUCCAACGAAUACAAUCUGCACACGAAGUCCUCAUUGAUACUACGGAAAGAGCAAAGUAUGAUGCCAACCGAGUCAGGGGUUCCACCUUCCGGAACACCUAUGCGGGGGCUUCUGGUAUGCGAGGAAAUCCUUGGUCGAAUGUAAGCUCACAAUAUCCUACGCCUCCGAAACCCCCAACCUCCGCCCGCAAGACACAACCACCACCGCCCUCAUCCGGUGCAGAGCGCUACCGCAAGAACUUCCAAGCUCCGCCGGCAUCCGCAUAUCAAGCAGCACAAGAAGGUCCACAAGCUAGAAAGGCUACGUAUGAGGGAUGGGAGAAUCUGAGACACAGCAAGGCCACCGAACAUGGACCUGGCAAGACGUGGAAAUCUCCACAACCUCCACCAAGAGGUACUCCAACAUCUGGGCGCGAAGAGAGCAAUGCUAGGUCGCAAAGACCUGUUCCCCCAAGACCAGAGAGUAGCAGCCAACAUCAGCGGAGUCACAGCUCAAGUGCUGCGAGUCGGAAAGGCUUCAUGCCCAACACACCCGGUGGUGAUGAGCCUCCAGCACCGAGAGGAAAUUACUUCACGCAACGGGACAAGCCAAGCGUUGCCCCUGAUCUACCCGCUCGAGAUCCUCCGCCUUCCACGCAUAAUGCUAGUCCCGAUCCCUUGAGACAAUUCCGACCAAAGGCAAUGCCAACUAUGGAGCCAAGAUUGAGCACGCCUUAUGCGACGCAGGGAGGGGAGAAGUUCAAUCCUUUCGAAAGUGCUAAUAUCAACAGAUCAAAGAGUACCCGAGAGCGAACUGAUACGUCUGAUCCCACGAUGAAUGGUUUCUCUCCUACGACAGAUGAUCCACGUUUCAAGCCGCCUCAUCGUGCUCGCUCUUUUGCUGAACGAACUACACCACGCAAUUCCAGGCCUUACGCUGCCAGCGUGGAUGAUACCUCUGAUGAAGAGGUACGGCCUCCUCGAUCAAGCCACCGUUACCGCUCUACGACCCCACAGCAACCCCGUGGUGCUCCGCCUCAGCCAGAUCCCACUACAAACGAUCCGAGUUCCUCAAGUAAGCCAAGCAAAGUCUCGCAGUUCAGACAAUGGAUGAAGGAAAAUCCAAAUACAGAACCCCCACCUAACGGUUUUCCUCCAGAUGGACCUCCUCUACGCUCUGGUCAGGCCAAGACAGAUGCAAACGGCAAUCCUUCAAUGUAUGAGAAUUCUUCGUUCUUCUCCAGAGGCAAUUGGUUCAAUCCUGCAAGAAAGCAAUCUUCAUUCGAAAACAGUCUCCCGACAGUUGCGGAGAGCAGCUCUUCAAUACCCCCAUUUCCACUUCGCUCAUCUUCUAUGAAGCUUCCGUCUUCCUUGAAGAAAUCUCGACCAACGACACCUCCCAGUGGAGUCACACUUGAUCCAAAAGAUCUCAAUGCGUUUGAAACUCUUCAGCGCAAUGUUGUCGACGGUCUUCUCAGCAGCAAGAGAGCAAGCACGGGUCAAAUGCCUCAAACUUACACCCCGACUGGGCUUUCUACCUCAAGGUACAGCAAUCAGGACCAACCAGACAAAUUCGACAAGCCGCUGCCAUCAUACCCGAAUAUCAGAAGCAAAUUCACAUACAAGGGGUGUGCGGCUGAAGCGGGAACCCCUUCUAAGAUCAACAGCAGAUUCGCGCCAAAUGAACUCAGUCCUGCUGAGGCGGGAAGCCCCACCAAGAAGUCCAAGCACUUGAGUGAUGACCUCUGUGGAUAUGAUACGGCGAGCGAGCGCCGAGAUUUGUUUAUGUUUGAUUUGAAAAAUAAAAAUGAAAAUAAUGCUAAUCACUAUCAUCGUUUACCUAGAUUCAACUUCGAUUUUCCCAAUGGCGCAUUUGCAACUACUCAGCCGCCGAAGAAUAGCUUCAGUAGUAGCGCGGAGAAUAUCAGCACGAAGUUUACGCCUGAACAUUGGGAGGGAAAGUUUGAGGCUGGUGGAGAUUACUUCAAACCGGAUCCGAAAGCAGGACCAGUUCCAUCUCCAGCUCGUGGACGUGCUCAAUCUGGUAGCCGUUCAAGAGGAAGAUCACCAAUUAAGGUUCGAUCAGGGCCUGGAGACAUCCCAUCUUUUGCGCCACCAACUGAACCGACACCCACUGAGUCUCCUGGGGCGAAGUUCUCAGCUGAAGAAUGGCACCAGACAUUCAAGUCUCAGACGUUUGCUCCUCCUCCGCGAACCGCUGCCAAUCCUUUGAGAAAGAGAACACCCACCCUGCGGACCACCUUGGGAGGUAAGGCCGCUGUUGUCGACGAUGGCAGCUCAUCAAAUGAAGACAAGCCUCUCUUCACAGGCCGCAAGCCAACCGCAUCGCCGACAACGAUCACACCGGAUCCAAUGGAUGUCGAUACCCCACCGGCAAACCACACUGUCCCUCAAUUUACCGCCAGCAAGAUCAAUGAGAAGCUCUCGGAAGCACAAAAGCGUCCAGCCGAGUCAGCGCCCUCAACACCGACCGAUACAGCUGACCUUAAAGUUGGUCUGGACGACCUCAGAAUCAAGGAUCUCAUCACCUCUCUCAACAUGCCUCAACCACCCAAAGCUCCCGCCCCCCCAGCUCCAUCUGAAUUUGGCAUCCCUACCCAACUCGCAUACGAUAACUACAUCCAGCGGUACGCCACCUACACCGCCGAAUGGGAUCAUUUCAGUUCCAAAUUCCUCCUGCACAUGGUGACACGGAAGAAUAAUGUAGCUGCCGCCGGAUCGAAGCGCUGGACUGAUGAAGUGGCUACAGAGCAUUAUCGCUUGGGACUAAAGGAAGAUCAAGUGGUAUUGCAACGAUGGGUGGAGACCAUGGCAGCGCAUGAGGGUGUGGUUAGAGAGUUUUGCGUCGUUAGAGAGAGGAUGAAGGGGCAGGUUGGAGGGGAGAGUAGUCGUGCGAGCUUAGGCGGAAAGAGAGCGAGUCCGAGGAAGAAGACUCACUAG
Messenger RNA from Hyaloscypha bicolor E, 3093 nucleotides. RefSeq lists its product as uncharacterized. The transcript has 2 exons. The record is from RefSeq and is a predicted model, not a curated record. NCBI's taxonomy places the organism in Eukaryota, Fungi, Ascomycota, Leotiomycetes, Helotiales, Hyaloscyphaceae. The coding region runs from base 1 to 3093 and encodes 1030 amino acids. Gene Ontology annotation, cellular component: cytoplasm.